This is a messenger RNA of Capsicum annuum, 2325 nucleotides long. RefSeq lists its product as uncharacterized. Lineage: Eukaryota; Viridiplantae; Streptophyta; Magnoliopsida; Solanales; Solanaceae. The coding region runs from base 283 to 1887 and encodes 534 amino acids. Gene Ontology annotation, cellular component: membrane. The transcript has 11 exons. The record is from RefSeq and is a predicted model, not a curated record.
UUUUCGUUAGUGUGAAAAUACUGAACUUUCCCUUUUCUCUAGAGAAAGCUAUAUCUAGAAAAAGCUUUCUAUCCUUCCUUUUACCAAAAUAAUGGAUAUGAAGAAUUUUCCAAUAUUGCUACUCCAAGUUAAAUAUAUAAUAAUUCGUAUAUAUUAUGUAUCUUCAACUUAAAAAACAAGAAGCUCUCUUCUUGAGUUGUGCAUAGAAGAAACUGUUGUGCCAGCUGAAGAAGAAAACAAGAUACAAGUUUUGUUUCUCAGUUGACAGGGUUGAAUAUAUAUAUGGAGUGUAUGAAAAGGAGGAAAGUGACAAUAUCCUUACUACUAGUUACCAUUCUGAUUGCCUUGAACAUCACUAGUCUUGAUGGAGGACUAAUUCGACCAGAAAGAAAAUUGGUUGAAAUAGGAAAAGAGUCAGGAUCCACGCCGCAAUCGGAUGACACUGUGCGAAUUGAUCCUUUGAAGAAUUUUAAGAAAUAUAGAGGAGGAUAUGACAUUACAGAUAAACACUAUUGGGGUUCCACUAUCUUUACAGGUAUAUAUGGUUAUGCCAUUGCUGUGGUAUGGCUCUUGUGUGGCUUAGGAUAUGGACUAUUUCUUCUUGCUUCAACAUUUUGCUGCAAAAGAAACCACAGAAAGCUCAAAAAGAGAUCAACUUGUCAUUAUAAACAUGAUGGCUGCUAUCUCUGGCUUAUUAUCUCAGCCAUUUUCUUGACAAUUUUGGCAAUAACUGCAACAGGGCUGGUCCUAGGGGGUAAUGCAAAGUUUCAUUCAAGAACAAAUAAAGUAGUAGAUAUAAUAAUUGAUACAGCAGAUGGGGCAUCGGAGACAAUUUACACAACAACUGAAGCCAUGAGAGAAAUGAACAGUGGAUUAGAAGGAACUGAUAUUGGUCAAGAAGCUUCUAAUUUCUUGAUUCCUACUUCUACAAGUCUUAAUAGUCAAGCUGAUGACAUACAUAGAGAAGCAAGAAAAAAUAGACGAUUAAUUGACAAACUCCUUAAGAUAGUGUACAUAGUGACUACUGUGGUUAUUUCUCUGAACUUGGUUGCACUAAUUGCCCUAUCAGCAUUUGGGAUACUCAAAUUUAGAAGAACCCUUAAAUUGCUCAUUGCAUUAUGCUGGAUUUUUACAACCCUGUGUUGGUUUCUUUUUGGAAUUUUUUACUUCUUAGACAACUUUGCUGGAGAUACAUGCACUGCACUAGAAAGUUUCCAAUCAGAUCCUUAUAACAGCAGCUUGAGUUCAAUUCUUCCCUGUGAUGAAUUGCUUUCAACAGAAUCAGUCCUUCAUGAUGUCAGUCAAGGGGUAUAUCAAAUAGUCAAUGAGGUGAAUGAGAGGUUAUCAACAGAAUAUGGAAAUGUUGCACAAAUCUGUAAUCCUUUCUCAGGUCCACCAGAAUAUAACUAUGAGCCAGGGAACUGUUCAUCUACUUCAAUUCGCGUUGGAGACAUCCCUCGGAUAUUCAAGAUGUUGACUUGCACUGAUCCAAACUGCAAAGGAGGAGUCAUGAUUUCCCCUAGAGAUUUCAACACAGUGGAGGCAUACACAACUGCAGUCCAGAAAAUCCUCGAUGUGUACCCUGGAAUGGAGAAUCUAACUCAAUGUGACACGGUAUUUAAUGCAUUCAACGAUAUCAUUGACAAACAUUGCAAACCAUUGGAGAAAAGCGCGCAUUUGGUAUGGGGAGGACUUGUUUUCCUCUCAGUAGUAAUGGUAGUGUUAGUCCUCGUGUGGUCUUUCGAAGCACACCACGAAGAGAAUCAUAACAACUUAAAUAGUUCUGUCAAGCCUCAUUCUGCAGAAGCAGAUAGGCUGGAAUUAGGUGCAGGGAAAGAAGCCAACACUGGCUCAAAUUCUGUUUGUCAUGUAAACAUAUCUGAUUAGGUACUGCAUAGAUAGGAAAGUUCAUAGGCAUUUUGAAAGAAUUAUGAGAUAUCAAAUGGUGACCAAUAGAACUCUGGAGAAGAAGCAAGAUUCAACGCUCCUCCAGACAAUGGAGCCAUCAUGGUCGUGAGGUUAGAGAGCACCCAACACAAAGCGGCCUUUCAUCUUUUAUUUUGUCGUGGCACAACCCUGCAUCUUCAUUUCAGGGGACCAAUACAUGCCCUUUUCCCUCUUUGUGGAGGAAAAUGUAGUAGAAUUAUAGGACCGUAUAUUUUUUUUAGUUCUGUUUAUUGUUUUCCUAAAAAUAUACUGUAUAGAAAAUUCUUGUUUCAGAAAGUUAAAGAAGCCAGCUACGGGGACAAACCCCUCAGUGGCAUGUAUGGAAUUCACAAAACAAGAAAAAGUAUUCAUUUUUAUACCAUCUUUUCCAUAACUGUA